Panonychus citri (citrus red mite) is the source of this 4687-nucleotide messenger RNA. RefSeq lists its product as uncharacterized. Lineage: Eukaryota; Metazoa; Arthropoda; Arachnida; Trombidiformes; Tetranychidae. The coding region runs from base 382 to 3759 and encodes 1125 amino acids. Gene Ontology annotation, biological process: chromatin organization. Gene Ontology annotation, cellular component: nucleus. The transcript is spliced from 5 exons. Gene Ontology annotation, molecular function: nucleosome binding. The record is from RefSeq and is a predicted model, not a curated record.
UUAACCUACAAACUUUUAAAUAUUAAUUUAACUAAAUUUAUCUUAAUUAUAGCAAUUGUUAACCAUUUAGGCCUUUUGUUAGUGGAUUGGAAUAUUCAUUUGAAACAAUUAAAAAGAAUCUUAUUCCACUAAGAAAGUGAAUCAAUUAGUAAAAGUGUUUCCAUUAUUUUCCUUUUGGAAAUUGAAACUUUUCUCGUUUGAAUAGUUAACGAGGUUGAUUGUUAACUAUAAAUGUUUGUUUCAUUAAAAAUUGAUUGUCAACAUUUAUGCAAAAUCGUUGGGACAGUCUCAUGUUUAGCUCAUAUUAUCUAAUUGAUUGAUAAUAAUUUAGUGGUGACAGUGACUUUUACAUGGUUAAAAUGAUCAUAUUCCCAUUGAAUUAUGAUAAAAGGAAUAAGCAAUCAAUUGAUCAACAAGUUGGACUGUGGUCACUAUCAAAGCGACGUUUUUUAUGUUCACAAAUGUUUAAAGACAUUUUGUCAUCAUUGUAAACAAGAAAACCGACCAUGUGUCUUAUGUAAAACCGAUCUCAUCGAAGCUGAUUACCUCAAAGCCAUUGACAAGAAAAGAUGUGGAGAUGAUUCCGUUUGUAACAAUCAAGCCAUUUUCCAUUGUUUGUGUAGUAAAAAAGAUUUUUGUGAGGCUCAUUUACUCAAAUUUCAUCGAAAAAUUUUAGCAUCUAAAAGAUGUUGUGCUGUUAUUCUCAACUCGAGCACGGAUGAACCUUCAUGUUCCAAAUGUGACAAUUUUAUCGCUCAAUUUGUGGACAAGACAACUAAUGAACUAUUCUGUGAGACAUGUAGUAAGAAUAAGUCAGCAAAUAUUGUUCCCAUUGACCGUGACAACAACAAUCAUACCACCGUUAACAUCGAUAUUGACAAAAAUUUUCAUAUUCAUCGGGAUAUUAUUGGUAAUCAAUUGAAUUUAUUGAGCACAAAACUUGAAGAGUAUACCAAUGAGAUUGAAAAAGAAAAGACAAAGUUCAAUAACGAAAUCAACCACUUGCAAAAAGAAUUGGAAUCUUAUGUGAACAUUAACAAAGAUCAAAUAGACUCUUUGCGAGCUUCAGUGGACAAAGUUAAACAAUUUUUAGAUCUAUUGAAUCGCAAUGAUAAACUUGGAAUAAUUAAUCUAAUCAAAUCGGAUAAACUCAACUAUAAACUUGCGGACUCGAAAUUACGGCUGUGGGUUGAAGAGAUCGUCCAAUCGUAUAAUAUUCCUGAAUUAACAAAAUCGGGUUUUAACUGGAUCGAAGAGACUGUUCUUCAUGAGUUGGUUCCUGGUCCACGGAAUUGGAAGUCUAAUCAUAGUCCAUUCUUUCCAGAUAAUAUACUUAAAUUGACUCACGACUUUAUCAAAGAUCAUCUUCGCCAUAAAAUACUUUUGUCAACCUCACAAACAGAAACAACUUACAAAAACGAUUUGGAUUAUUUUCUCGACUGUUCUUCCAUUGCUGGUGGUGAUGUUACUCUAUUAACUGAAACUGGUAAACGAGCACUUAAUCAAGCAGUAGAUUUGACGUUUGCUCGAAUAUGUUUUGAAGAGGCACAUCGAAUCGAUCCAAACAAUUGGUUUGUUCUCGACACAUUAAUGGGUCUUCAUUUCGUGCUUAAUGAUCACGAUAAUUGUCUACAACUCGCAAUCAAAGGAUUAAUGAUGGAUGGCAAUUACUUUAAAGGUCGUGUAUUAGUCUCAGAGGUGUUGAAACGUUUGCCGCCUUUACGAUCAAAAUUACCUUCUGACCUACAGUUCAUAGACAUUUGGAAUCCUUGUGAAGGUCAUAGAAAGGUAGAAAUUUUGGACGAGCUCGUGAGUUUAAGAGAACUCUAUAAUUUACGAAGCGUAUGUGGAGCAAAUCAAGAUGAUGCUCGGAAAUUUUUGAAUUUAUCUCUCAAUGCAGAAACACUCUCGUCGUUAAAAUCCCUAAUUUCAGUUUUAAUAACUGUUCAUAAUGAAAUGACAAAACACAGAGUUGAUUUAAAUGAAGUAAUAAGGUUAGAAAUCCAUAACAGUUCUAUCGCUCAACCAAUUACUCCUCCGAGUAUUGAUUGUACGCACAUAGAAAUGUCGAAUCAUAAUACUAAGCGUAAAAAGAAAGGACGAAGCUAUGGUUUAUCUAAUAAACUAAGAUUAUCUUCGGCUAAGCGUAAAAAAGUCAACCAUUCAUGUAUUAAUAUGUAUAAAAAAGUAUUCUCGAUGUUCCCUGAGAGUGUUUUAACUCGUAAGAUACACCAAGAAAGUGACUCAGAGAUUCAAACACAGAACAAAGCUCAGGUAGAGAAUCUGAUUUUGACACGUUACAUGUUCCGACAAAAGCCAUUCGUCUCAAAAGGCAGAGAGUUUAACCAACUAAUAAGUGAUCUGCUCUACGAAAUAGCGGACCAAGCAGCUUUAAUCAAAUUGCCUCCCAAAUUCAUGGAGCUUUAUGAAAUUCAUCGGAAAUGGUAUCCGCUACUUUCAACCAAUAACAUAACACCAGAUGAGACAAACUUAAUCUUAACUGCCAAUGAGAUGAAAUUUAAUCAACCUGAAGCAAUAUUUUUGACUGAAUCAAUUCCAUAUCUACGAGAUUUAUUGAAUCCCACAGAUUAUGAUAAAUUUUUCAUUCGUCUCAUGAUUCUUCGAGGAAUCAAAGAAUCUAAAGUUGAUUAUCUUCUAAUGGCAAAUGAAGUUUUCAAAAAGUCUAACCUUAAAUUAGUGCAAGGGGCAAAUCAGACUGUCUAUAGCUUUUCUAGUCUUAGAUCGAUGAUCAACGAGAUGAACGAAAAUAAUUUGGACAUGUUAUUGGACCAACAUCGACACGAAGAAAUUGUUGAACUAUUAGCAUCUAAAUCUGAGCUCUCUAGACAAGAAGAAGAGUGUCUCUGUCAAGCUAUUCAAUCGUCACAACAAUGGAAACGAGGGAUCGAAAUAAUUGCCCAAAGUAAAAAACUACCCGACACAUUGCUAAAUCUUUUAAAAUCUUGUCUGAAGAAUGGUGAUGGAACAUCUAUUGAUCAAGAAUUGGCUAUCAAAUUGUUGAAGUUGGGAACAGAAGAUUACAAUGCAAUGGCCUGGACUUGUAUUCUACAAACAUUCAUAAACGAGAUGCGACUUGAUAACAUGGACGAAGAAAAAGUUGUCGAUUUGAUUAUUUCAGUUCAUAAUUAUCUAGGGAAUAAAGGAUGGUGUUGGGAUUUCAAUGGAGAGUUUUUAUCUCUAUCACUUGAUUUCUUGAUCUAUCAAGUAAAUAUCAAAAGAGAAAAGUUAAUUCUCAACUGUCUUGGUUGUUUUUACAAACAAUUACGAUGUAACUUUCUGACUGCUCAUAAAGGAACGGGGGUUAAUCUACAUUGGGACAACAUUCAUUUUAUUUAUGAUCACUUUACUCCUAAAAAGUUGCCAAGUUUUGACGAAAGUUCUGAUCCAAUUGAUUCAAAGACAGAGGAGCUGUUUCGAUCUUUACUUUCGAUGAUUCCUGACAAUUUAAAUCCUGAAAGAUAUUCUCAAUUUAUUUCUGAAUAUAUUGAUAAUGGAAAACCAAUUGAAGCUUCAUCAAAUAUUCCAAAACAUCGAGUUACUCAAAAUAUUUAUUAUUAUUUAGCUGAUUAUUACCUAAAACACAAAGACUUUAAGAAGGCGAUAAAAUUCUAUAUUCUUGAUUUAACUCUAAAUCUUGAUCGAUUCGAUUCAUGGGUUGGUUGUGCUCUUUCACUAGCAGAUGAGAUUGAACAAUAUUCUUCACCUGCAAAAUUGUCAAGUUUUCUACUCAUCUACUGAAGAAAUGUUGCUUUUGGGAGAAAAAGUAUUUCGAUGUUUCAAUGAAGCGAUUCGGAUUAAAGAUAAUAAAUCCAGGGUAUGGUAUAAGUAUGGAAAGUGCGCUCAUAACAUCUCGAGCUAUAUUUCUCGAAUCAUGAAAUCUGGACCAGUCUUGGAGAAUUCACAAAAAGAAGCAAUGAACCAACAGCACAAGCGGUUCUUAGACAAAGCACAAGUUUGCUUCGAAUCAACUAGCAAAUUUUCCAGGGCUGACGAAAUUCGGACGAAUUAUAAUUUGGGUGAUGCUGAAAAAUUGUUCAAAAUUGCAACGUUUUAUGCUUCAUCCGAAUUGGGUAGCAAAACAUUUCUUCUUGAUGCUGAUCGGAUUAAUCUUGGAAAACAAGCAGUGGAACAUUGUUUUAACGUUUACGAAAGUCGAAUUGAAAAAGCAAAAGGAAAUCGAAACAAUUUAGAUCAAAUUAAAGAGGAUAUAAAGAGAAUUUGUAACAAAUUGAUGGAAUAUCCUAUUUAUAAACAACAAGCUGAACAAUUUCUCGAAAAACUUGUUCAAUGUGUAGCAAUUGAUGAAUUUUAGCAAUCGAUUUCCAUGAUGAGAGGUUCUUUCAACAAUAUUUCUCGAAUUUGCAAGAAUCUUUUCUAAUUCUUAACAAAACUAAAUUUGUUCAAUUUGAAUAACUAUUCUUAUUACAACGAAAAUAUUUUUCUGCUAUUUUUUGUGACUAAAGAUCUUUGGUUUUCUCGAAAGAAACUCAACGAACUUUUGAAAUUUCCAUUAUUCCACUCGAUACAAUCAUUUAUUGAUAAAAGUUCACCUUUACAUGGAUCAGCAAAAAUUUGAAUUUUUUGGUAAAUGAAAAGCUCUAAGAACCAGAUAACAAAUCCCAAUUAAAUUAAAAUUAAGAAUAAAAUUUCUGGCAAUUUUAUUCGA